This is a messenger RNA of Umbelopsis ramanniana AG, 882 nucleotides long. RefSeq lists its product as uncharacterized. The transcript is spliced from 3 exons. Bases 298 to 783 code for a protein of 161 amino acids. The record is from RefSeq and is a predicted model, not a curated record. Lineage: Eukaryota; Fungi; Mucoromycota; Umbelopsidomycetes; Umbelopsidales; Umbelopsidaceae.
UAACUCGUUUCAUUCCUUUCGCGGUGUAGUGACCUAAACGAUCCUAUUCGUAUCGAUAACGAUAGCUCUAAAGACUUUGGCGGAUGUGCCUGCUAAAUUCAAAUAAUAAUUCGCUUUUCAAUUCAUGGGGUUCGAUUUGGUGGUAUUACCAUUUAAGGAAAUUCGUUUCAUCAUUAUGCUGUGAUGUAAAGAUGACAUUAGAGAGAAUAAACAUGGAGAAGAAACCAGAUGUAUAAAUAGGGGACCUAAAACAGCACUGUUGAAAGGAAAUUAUCAAACAAAACAUCUUAUUCAAACAUGUCUUCACAACAAAACCAGAACACUGAACCCACCAAGCUCGGAUCCUAUGUUACCCAUGGUACCGGUGUUGUUCAAGAAACCGUUGGCAAUCUCGUUGGCAACGAAGCCUUGAAGCAACAAGGAACUGCCAACAUUCAACAGGCCAAGGCUGAUUUCGAUCAAGCACAUCAAGCUGCUCAGUCUGCUGCUCCCAACAAGACCUCCGGCAACGUCAACUCCAUCAUUGGUGGUGUUAAGGAAGAAGUUGGCAGAACUGUUGGAAAUGCCAACUUGACCCAAGCUGGCUCUGAGCAACGCAACGACGGCAAUGCUGAGUACAAUGCUGCCAAGGCCGAGCGCGUCAUUGAUGGUGCCAAGGACAAGGUUACCGGAAAUGUUCAAAGCGGUGUCAAUGCUGCUCUUGGAGACAAGGCUGCUCAAGAGCAAGCACGAGCCAAGGCUGCUCAAGGUGAUGCUACCAUGCAACACAACAAGCUUGGUUAAAUUAUUCGCUUAAGCGAGCUAUCCACCAGCAUCUAGUUAAUGUAUAUAUGAUUAUUUUAUAAAAAGAUUUAGCCUUUUGUAAAUUGAAAAGUUGAGGUA